Corticium candelabrum is the source of this 4128-nucleotide messenger RNA. RefSeq lists its product as uncharacterized. Lineage: Eukaryota; Metazoa; Porifera; Homoscleromorpha; Homosclerophorida; Plakinidae. The record is from RefSeq and is a predicted model, not a curated record. The coding region runs from base 1 to 3903 and encodes 1300 amino acids. Gene Ontology annotation, molecular function: ATP binding; transmembrane receptor protein tyrosine kinase activity. The transcript has 9 exons. Gene Ontology annotation, biological process: multicellular organism development; protein phosphorylation; positive regulation of kinase activity. Gene Ontology annotation, cellular component: signaling receptor complex; plasma membrane.
AUGGACAAGCCGCAUGUCAUUCUAUUUGCUCUCUCGUUGCUGUCUACGUUCCCCACGACGCGCUGCGACGUCCCCGUCUGUCCUGCAGAGCCACCAAAUUGUCCCGGCGUUCGCAACGGCAUUCGAAUGACGGACAACUCAACUUACACGCUCGCCGGCGUCUUUUCCGUCUCUCGCUGGCGAGUCAACCAAGCGGCCAGACCGCCAGCUCAGUCAUGCGCUCUGUGUGCCGAGGCAGACGCGUCUGCAGCCAUUUCUUCUACAAUUGCCAUGCAGCUCUACGCUGUCGAGCAGUCGGAAGCUUUGAUACUCGCCACGGAGCUGCUGAACGACGCGAUGGGCUUCGAAGGGUCGAAUUUCGGGUACGACAUGAGGGAUUCGUGUGGAAAUCAUAUUGGAAGCGACUGUAUAGACACACUAGAGCCACUUGACAACACGUUGGCUGCCGUUGUUGGUCCGUAUUACGCGGAUAGGAGCCCGUCGUUGAGCGAGAAUGAGGUUUUGUCGAUUUUCACGCGUCUCGGUGCGACAAAUGGCUCAACGGGUCGGCUGAUUUUCUCUCUCCUCGACGUUCCGUUUUCCUACUCGCGCGCGAUGCGCCAGUUUGCUUCCGGGAAUGGAUCCGCGUGGGUGAUGAUGAUGCAGCCGAGUUGCGAGCUACAGGCGCUUGCGGCUGUCGAUUUCGUCGAGCACGAGUCGUGGUGGGAUGUGACCGUCGUCGGGAGCGGAGACGCCUGCGGGACGGCGGCGUUGCGAGCGUUCAAGGAGGAACUGGAUAGGAAGGGCAUCGCCUGCCAUUUCCAGGUGCUGUAUGUUCACCAAACACCUUUAGAGUCAACAAACGAAACAGAGAGAACGAAGCAGAUUCUUAUGCCCAACUAUCAAGAACUGAGAAAGCCAUUCGACAUUGUGACUCGCUUGUCUGAAAGGAGGCACGUCGUCAUUUUCUCAUCGUCUGUGUUUGCUGACUUGUUGCUCAGUGCAUUUCAGUCCGGGGCGACCGACUCUUCGGAUCUAUUGUCACACAGAUACUCGAUUCUUUUUGGUAGUUUUUGGGGUGAUCCUCGACACGUUGCUCGUCUUGAAAAGGAGAUGACAUUGCUCACGGAGUUUGCAGACAUUAAAGACGUCUAUGCUCUUAGGCAUGACGUGAAAGGAAAAAGGAGAUUUAGAGAGCACAUGUCGUCCAUUCGAUUGCAUUCUCCUCGCUUUGAAAACAAUAAGUUCAUACAGAGAUACUGGGAGUCGGACAAUUUGUGUUCUCUCGAUAAUUCCGGUGCACCACAAUGUACAGAUGAUAACCCGUUUAAUAGCGAUGAUUCACCGAUUGCAAACAACUAUAAGGCGUUACUUAUUUUGGAUGCGGCGGCCGUACUAGCAAAGUAUAUUGAGGAUUACCGCAAUCGAACGGGCGAUGUUCCAACCCGAUUUUUUGAAAAUGAUUUUUAUGGAUUUAUGGAUGGGAACGUUCUCGAGGUGGAGAACAAGUGGACGGGUAAUCAGUGGUCGUUUGGUAUACCAGCCGGCAAUGGAAAAUCAUUCGAGUGGGUGCAGCCUAUGGAAUGGAGAUAUGAGGUCAUGAAGUUAUACACCAAGAAGGGAAUGAUUGCUGCCGACAUUUACGGCACUUGGAGCAUCAGACUCAAUACGACAGACAGUCGACGUUCCACGUUGCUAACACUGAAGUCGUUUGGUUCUGGAUAUACUGUGUAUCCAUGCGAACCAACGACGACGUCUCGUGCUCCGACGUCUUGCCCUCCAACGGAUUUAGACAGUAUGACAGCAUUAGUGGCUACAAUCGGAGUCUCUCUGUUUAUUUGUAUCCUUGUAAUCGUCCUUAAACAACGAGACACGAGCCGUUUUCGUGCAGCCAUCACAUCACCAGGAGUCGUGACAGUGGGUUGUGCGGCUCUGCUUUCUAUCGCCAUCAGCUUGUGGAUAAUUUUCGGAGACGAAGCAGGCGACUGUGACAAUCGUGUCGAUGAUUUUUUUGUAACUGUAAUAAACAGUGUCUGUUUCACUGUCCUACUGAUUGCAUUGGUUGUCCCUCUCGUUACAAGUCGUUUACUGAGAUUGCUUGUCAAAGUUGGUGGUUUUGUGUUUGUCAUGAUGAUUCAACUUGCCGUCUCCAUUCAGGCUCAUCUUGUAGAAGGAGGUGGAACAGACCAUGAUGAUGAUGAUCCUGUUACACAUUGUUAUAACGAACGAGGAAAAGUAUUAUCGUCUGUGUCGUAUCUAUACGGCAAUGUCCUACUGGUUCUCUGUGUUCUGCUCUUGAUUCAUAGUCUUUGCUCGAAACGAGGAAAAUACUAUCAGAGGAAGUGGCCAUUCAAGCUUUUGAGCGGAUUUCUUGCUGUUUUAUUGACGAUCCUGUACACGGUGAUGGUGACUGUGUUGCUGUGGGUUGAUAGUGUGUCGUGUGUGGUGAUGGGUCGAGUGUUUACGGUCGUGGCUGUUUUUUCAGCUGCAAUUUGUAUGGCAGUCGUUGCUGUCUUGGUGCUGUCCGACUCUAAUGAUCGCGACGUUGUCUUUGACUCACGACUGGAUGACAUAGGAAUGCGUGUGACUCACAAAUCCACCCAUCACGCUGAUUCUCACUACGUCUUUCCCGGCUUUCCCGAACUAUCAAAAAAGCCUGAUUACGCUUUCCUACUGGCAGACGACGUAAUGACAGCAAUAGCCGACGUUAUCGUCGAGCCACAAAGAAUUGAAAUCAUCGAAAGUAUAGGAAGUGGUAAUUUUGGUAAGGUUUACAAGGGCGUUCUGGAUAGCGGCCAAACUGUGGCUAUCAAGUCAGUUCAAGGGGUUGAAGAUUCGAAGCAGGUGAACGACUUUGUUCGGGAAGGAUUACAAAUGAAGGAUUUCCAUCAUCCGAAUGUGAUGGAAUUGAUCGGCAUCUGCUGGGUAAAGCCACACAGCGACACUCUUCGACCGUCUUCUCCACUGAUUGUGUUGCCAUACAUGGAGCUCAGCGAUUUAAAAACCUAUUUGAGAAGAAACAGACCAGGAAAACGUUUGAGUGAGAAGGGUAACACAAUCAGUCUUGUUCAACUGCUCAAGUUUGGCCAUCAGAUUGCAAGAGGAAUGGAGUAUCUGUCAAACGCCGGGAUUAUUCAUCGAGAUCUCGCUGCAAGGAACUGCAUGGUCAAUUGGGAUUUGGAGAUCAAAGUUGCCGACUUUGGUUUGUCUCGUAUGAUGGGAGGUCAUGAUUAUUAUCGAAUGCGACAUUUUACCCGAUUGCCAGUGAAAUGGAUGGCUCCAGAGUGUCUCAUCGAUCUCAUCUUUUCCGCAAGUUCUGAUGUGUGGUCAUUUGGUGUCACUCUGUGGGAGGUAAUGUCGUUGGCUCAAGCUCCCUAUCCUGGAGUCGAUAAUCAAGACAUUGUUUCGUAUGUGAAACGAGGGAAGAGAUUGCAGAAGCCCGACAAGUGUCCGGAUAGAGUCUACGAGAUCAUGCAACUGUGCUGGAAGACACGACCCGAAGAUCGUCCAACGUUCAAGUCCCUCGUGACAGACAUCGAAGAGUACCUAACCGACAUAAUGAACUACUUCAACCCACUCGAGUCGAACGACCAACGGUCUUCUGAUCCAUACAUCACAUGGCAGUUGAUGUCAAUCACCGAGGAAGAUGAAAGUAAUGAAGACAACAUUGAGCAACACAAAGAGCAAAUGAAUACCAACAAGCAAGUCGUGACGAGACGCGAUUCAUCGAAGUCUCAAAUUUCUUCAAAACGGUCUGUGAGCUCGAAUGGACGCAGCAGCUUAGCUCAAACGUUUGGCAACUUUGCCAGGAUGAUCUCAUCUCGAAUGAAACGUCCAACGACGUCCAGCAAGUCCGAAACGAAAGCUAACCGCAGAAACAGUUUGGUAGCAACGGAUGCAGACAGCGACUCAAUCGAUGAUUGAACUUGGUGACACACUAACUCCAUACUUGGUGAGUAUACAGUAUACAUGCAGUGAUGCUGAGGGUCUUAAACUCAUAAUAUGUACUGUACAUCAUUGGACUCUCUAGUGCUCCUACAAGUACGUUAGUCAGUCGGUGGAAUGUUGUUGUAUACUUUGAUUUUUUAAGUUUAUACGAAGGUUGACGAGUGUUUGUUUAUUGAAGACAAUCGUCUACUUUCAGACACA